UUUAUCAAAGGAAAAGGAGAAGACGCAAAAACCUAGUUUGUGCGGCACCGUUCCAGCGAGUGCGAGUCUCAGUGUUGGUGAACCUAGUUUGUGCGGCACCGUUCCAGCGAGUGCGAGUUUCAGUGUUGGUGUGUGGAAGAUAGCUACAGUCAUGGCGGACGUGAUGAUGAUGAAAGAGAUUGAGGACACAGCUUCGCGUCUCGGAGUCGAUCUUUCUACCAUUGAUCUCGACGCCAUUCGCCUCCCUCCAGGCGAUGAUUUUGGCGUCACCAGUGACGAUGAAGAUAUUUACCAAGAGGAUAAUCUGGAGUUUGAGUCUGGAUUCGGCAACAUUAUAGUGGUGGAUAACCUACCAGUUGUUCCACGGGAGAAGUUUGAGAAGCUUGAAGGUGUCGUUCGUAAAAUUUAUAGUCAGAUUGGUGUUAUCAAGGAUGAUGGUCUCUGGAUGCCCGUUGAUCCCGCCACUGAGAAGACUUUAGGUUACUGCUUCAUUGAGUAUAAUACCGCUCAGGAAGCUGAGCUUGCUAAAGAGAAGACUCAUGGAUACAAAUUGGACCGUUUACACAUAUUUUCCGUCAGCAUGUUCGAUGACUUUGACAGGUUUAUGAAAGUUCCAGACGAAUGGGCUCCUCCUGAAACUAAGCCAUAUACUCCAGGGGAAAACCUUCAAUAUUGGCUCACUGAUGCAAAGGCCAGAGACCAGUUUGUGAUUCGUGCUGGUUCAGAUACUGAGGUUUUGUGGAACGAUGCAAGGCAUUUAAAGCCUGAUCCUGUUUAUAAGCGUACAUUUUGGACUGAGAGUUUUGUGCAAUGGUCCCCUCUGGGCACAUACUUGGCAACAGUUCACAGGCAGGGGGCAGCAGUCUGGGGAGGUGCUUUAACCUUCAAUCGUCUCAUGCGUUAUGCUCAUCCUCAGGUAAAACUUAUUGAUUUUUCACCUGGUGAGAAGUAUUUGGUAACUUAUAGCAGCCAUGAACCAAGCAAUCCUCGAGAUGCUAAUAGGGUUGUGAUAAAUAUAUUUGAUGUGAGGACUGGUAAAUCGAUGAGAGAUUUUAAAGGAAGUGCUGAUGAUUUUGCUAUUGGAGGUACUGGGGGUGUCACUGGGGUGUCCUGGCCUGUUUUCAGAUGGAGUGGUGGAAGAGAUGAUAAGUACUUUGCAAGGAUGGGGAAAAAUGUACUGUCUGUGUAUGAGACUGAGAACUUUUUUCUGAUUGACAAGAAGUCCUUGAAGGUUGAAAAUAUAAUGGAUUUCAGCUGGUCUCCAACUGAUCCAAUUAUUUCCCUCUUUGUUCCUGAGAUGGGGGGUGGUAACCAGCCUGCUAGGGUAAGUUUGAUUCAAAUCCCCGGCAAAGAGGAACUCAGGCAAAAGAACCUUUUUAGUGUAAGUGAUUGCAAAAUGUACUGGCAAAGCCAUGGAGAGUACCUUGCUGUCAAGGUUGAUCGUUACACAAAAACCAAGAAAAGUACAUACACUGGCUUUGAGCUUUUUCGUAUAAAAGAACGAGACAUACCUAUUGAAGUGUUGGAGCUUGAGAAUAAAAAUGACAAGAUCAUUGCAUUUGCCUGGGAACCAAAGGGCCAUAGGUUUGUUGUGAUUCAUGGUGAUAACCCAAAGCCUGAUGUUAGCAUCUACUCUAUGCGUACUGCUCAGAACACUGGCCGGGUUUCAAAGCUCACUACUCUGAAAGGAAAGCAAGCAAAUGCUCUGUUCUGGUCACCUGCAGGUCGCUUCAUUGUACUAGCUGGGUUGAAAGGCUUCAACGGACAGUUGGAAUUUUACAAUGUUGAUGAACUUGAAACCAUGGCUACUGCUGAACAUUUUAUGGCCACCGACAUUGAAUGGGAUCCUACCGGAAGGUAUGUUGCGACUGCUGUGACUUCAGUUCAUGAAAUGGAAAAUGGUUUCAAUAUAUGGUCUUUCAAUGGCAAGCAUCUCUAUAGGAUACUGAAGGAUCACUUCUUUCAGUUCUUAUGGCGACCAAGGCCACCAUCUUUCCUGAGUGCUGAGAAAGAGGAAGAGAUUGCAAAGAACUUGAAGAAGUAUAGUAAGAAAUAUGAGGCAGAAGAUCAAGAUGUUUCGCUGCUCCUGAGCGAGCAGGAGCGUGAGAAGCGUAGAAUGUUGAAAGAAGAUUGGGACAAAUGGGUCAACGAAUGGAAGCAGAUGCACGAAGAAGAGAAGUUAUAUAGGCAAAAACUCAGGGAUGGCGAGGCUAGCGACGAAGAAGAGGAAUACGAGGCAAAGGACAUUGAAGUGGAGGAAGUGAUCGAUGUAUCACAAGAGGUCCUUCACUUCGAGUAUGGUCAAGAGUGAAGUUUAUUGCUGGACUGGAGUUCGUUAGAUUGAAACAUUCUAUUCACUUGUUGAGGUGUAGUUGUAGAGCAUACUUCGAGUUUAUCGUUGUAAAACCCUUUUUUGUAGUUUUUUAUUAUUAUUUCUUUUUGUGGAAGGAAUUCUUUUUUCUUUUUUUUUCACCAAGACUUAACAUGAAAGACAAUUUUGCUGUCCCCGUUGGGCAAAAGUCUCUUCCUCCUAUCACUUUCUGUCUUCGCACUAACAAAAUGGAUGAAGAA
Gastrolobium bilobum is the source of this 2571-nucleotide messenger RNA. RefSeq names its product eukaryotic translation initiation factor 3 subunit B-like. The record is from RefSeq and is a predicted model, not a curated record. NCBI's taxonomy places the organism in Eukaryota, Viridiplantae, Streptophyta, Magnoliopsida, Fabales, Fabaceae. Gene Ontology annotation, cellular component: eukaryotic translation initiation factor 3 complex. The transcript has 12 exons. Bases 152 to 2311 code for a protein of 719 amino acids. Gene Ontology annotation, molecular function: RNA binding; translation initiation factor activity; translation initiation factor binding. Gene Ontology annotation, biological process: translational initiation.